AUGGCAUUCAUUCUCAUCGUCAUUGGGCUCAUCACUGCCAUAUAUUGGCGUCAACGACAUUUACGUGAUAACAGCUCAUCUGUUGGGGAAUCCCAUCGCUACGAAUCAUCAGAUUCAUCGUUCGCUUCCUGCGAAGAAGCAUCAUUGAGCUCACCCAUUUUUGACGACGAGAAUGACGACGUCGAUUCUGCAGUUCCAUCACCACUUUCGGUUUUGGACGACACUCAUUCUACUCAACGUGAUAUGUCCUCAAGGCCGUUAUCACCCGACUACUCCUUCAAGUUCGACAAGGAACUGUAUAAGGAAUGGAACUGGUCAGAGAUCUACGCACCACAACCAGAACUGAUGGCCUACGUCAAGCACAUUGUCAAGCGUUACAACCUCGAACCUCUGAUUCAAUUCCGCUCCAAAGUCAUAAGCGCUGUAUGGUCCGACACGGAUUUCAACUGGACUGUUACCGUCGAUCACCAAACAGCUGAUGGCAAAUCCGAAACUCAAACCUGGGUUGGUCGACACUUGGUAUUGGCUACUGGUUGUUUGUCUUGUCCAAACAUUGUUCCAUUCAAUGGUAUGAAGGAGUUCAAGGGCAAGAUCUACCAUACUGCUCAAUGGCCCAAAGGAGGUGUUGAUUUCACCGGCCAGCGUGUGGCUGUCAUCGGAACUGGAUCAUCUGCUCUCCAAUCCAUCCCUAUUAUCGCAGCACAAGCUGAGCACUUGACCGUCUUCCAACGAACGGCCACUUACACUGUCCCAGCUUGGAACCGCAAGCUCGGAGCACAUGAAAUGGAUGAAGAUAAAGAGAAUAUGGAUGGUCUACGUGCCGUUGGCAUGAAAUCAGCAUUCGGUAAUGCAGUGUUUGAAAACUAUUUGAAGCAAAUGAAGGAUCAUACUCCUGAAGAAAUUGAAGCUCGAUUUGAGAAGUUAUGGAAUGAUGGUGGACUGUUCUUCUACGGUGCCUUCCCAGAACUACUGAUAUCUCAAGAAACUUCAAAUGCUGCCCGUGCCUUCUUCCACAAGAAGAUCAAGGCUAUCGUGAAGGAUCCCAAGACUGCUGAAAUGCUUUGUCCUGAGCAUCCUCCAGGUUGCAAACGUAUUUGUGCUGACACCAACUACUGGGACACCUACAACCGUGAGAACGUCAAAUUGGUCUCCAUCAAAGGCAACCCACUUAAAUCCGUUGGUGGUGAAGAUGGUUACAUUGUUCUUGAAAACGGUGAACGGGUCGGUCCAUUCGAUUCCAUCGUCACUGCUGUUGGUUUCGAUGCCAUGACUGGAUCGCUGGAUAAGAUAAACAUUGUCGGUCAGAAUGGAUUGACUUUGAAAAAGGCUUGGAGUGCUGGCCCCGUCAACUACCUUGGUCUAUUGAUCCACGGCUUCCCCAACAUGUAUCACAUUGCUGGACCUGGAUCUCCCUCCGUUCUCGCCAACAUGAUUUACGCCGUGGAGCAACACGUGGAAUGGAUCGGAGACGCCAUCGUCAAAAUGGACAAGGAGCAUGUCAAGUCUAUCAACGCCUCAGAAGAAGCUCAGAACUUAUGGGUCGGACACGUCAAUGCAGUUGCAGACAGUACUCUUUUGGGAAGCUGUAAUUCGUGGUAUUUGGGUGCUAACGUGCCUGGAAAACCAAGAGUAUUCAUGCCAGUGCUUGGAUUCGGAGACUAUGUCAACAAGUGUAACGAAGAAAAGAAGUUGCCAACCGGGCAAAUCAAAACCAUGGCAGUCAAAGCUUUGAUCUGGGCUCUUAUAGCUUCAAUCUCUUCCCAGAUAUUGCAAGUAAAAGCCGAUACUCCAUGGACGUCUACCUCACAGAAUGGCUAUGACUUGUUUGCGAGUGAAACCAACUUAAGAUUCCAAACGGAUCUGCCUGCAGGAUGUGCGCAAGCUGUACAUGACGGGCUGAAUGCGCCGGCACUCGCGUGUGGUUUUGGACUAAUCGACAACAUUAUGACAAAGACUCCAGCUGCACUUACUACUGCCAAUGUGGACGCAACUUGUAAAGCAGUCACGCAAGGAUGUAAUGCUGCGAUUUCUGAAUUCUUGUCGGCUACUACCAUGUGUGGCACGCAUGGGAUCUUUUCACCUGUUCGAGGCUCUCCACCUGACGACCACAAGACAGACUCUGGCAACAACAGCACAGAAGAGAUGGUGGCUGCUGUCUUGCAAGGCAAUAGAGCAAACCUCGGAACAACAGGUCGUACCGUUAUCAACUUGGCGAAUCUGUUUGCAUCGACCUGGGCAAUGGUCUGUUCAAAGGACCCAACCACGCUACAGUACUGCUUAAUAGAAGACGCUGCUAUUGCUUCAUCGGCCGGCAUAGGAUCUCAGUUUUAUUAUAAUGACUUGAACGCCGCCAACAUACAUGCGACUAUUGCCAAACAGGGGACACGACUGUGUAAUAGAUGCACACAAGCUCGGAUGCCAUUUGCUCAGCAAUACGCCGACAUAGCAGUCUUGGCCGAUGUGAAUAUAGUCACUUUGGCAUUAGCAAACAAUCAGGGUAUUGGGUGCACUGGAACGUACACACUAGCCUCAUUGGAUGAUCAAUAUGGAAACCCAAUAAGUAAUUCCACGACUUCGGGUACGCCGCCUGCUGGUUCUAGAACGACCACAGCUGCCGCUGCUGCCGCUACCACACUUACUAGUGUCUCGACCAACGAUGCAGCUGGCGCAUCAACAGCCUCGUCUAAUGGCCCGGGAUUUCCAACGACAGCUGUUGCAGUCUCUGUAGUUGGAGUAGUUGCUCUGGCAGCAAUGGUCGCAGUCGGUGUUAUGCUGAUACGGAGGUCACGUAACCGUAAAACAUCAACAGGAGGCGUAUCGAAUUCCAACCCACAACCACCUAUGCGCCCAAUGUCAUCAAUUACGGCACAGUCACAACCACUGUCUGAUGCUGGAGUGAACCGAAUGAGUUACCAACCAUCAACUUUCACCGACGCAGAGAGUGGCGAUCUAGGAACUUCAGCAUCAUUGGCACGUCCGUCAUUAAUACGACCAGAAGCCGUCUCGACUCUUGGUCGUGGCCCAACAUCAUCAGCGGUGUAG
Molecule: messenger RNA, 3042 nt
Organism: Synchytrium microbalum
Lineage: Eukaryota; Fungi; Chytridiomycota; Chytridiomycetes; Synchytriales; Synchytriaceae
Exons: 17
Coding region: 1-3042 (1013 amino acids)
Molecular function (GO): N,N-dimethylaniline monooxygenase activity; flavin adenine dinucleotide binding; NADP binding
Source: RefSeq, a predicted model, not a curated record